AUGGAGGAGCUGCGUGAGAGGCUCCAACCCGAGGUGGCCGAACUGAUCAAACAGCAGAGGCUGAACCAGCUGUGCGAGGGUGCCUGCUUCAGGAAGAUCAGCACGCGCCGCAGACAAGACAAGUUUUUGUAUUGUCGACUGUCUCCAAAUCACAAAGUACUACACUAUGGGGAUGUAGAGGAUUUGUCACAGGGACAAAUCCCUCAUGAAUCUCUACAGGAGAAAUUAACAGUAGCAGAUAUCAAGACAGUGGUAACUGGGAAAGAUUGUCCUCAUGUGAAGGAGAAAGGAGCGCUAAAGCAGAAUAAGAUAAGUUUUAACAAUGAAAAUGAGGUGCCUGAGCUUGCUUUCUCCAUUUUAUAUGAAUCUGAUGAAUAUUUGAACUUCGUUGCUCCAGACAAGUAUGAGUACUGCAUCUGGACAGAUGGCUUGAAUGCGCUUUUGGGAAAAGAGAUGACAAGUGAACUCACCAAGUCAGAUAUGGACAUGCUGGUUACCAUGGAGAUAAGGCUACGCCUCUUAGACCUUGAGAAUGUCCAGAUUCCUGAAGUUCCACCCCCGAUACCCAAAGAACCCAGAGAUUAUGACUUUGUUUAUGAUUACAGCCAACAACACAAUUGA
Molecule: messenger RNA, 621 nt
Organism: Neoarius graeffei (lesser salmon catfish)
Lineage: Eukaryota; Metazoa; Chordata; Actinopteri; Siluriformes; Ariidae
Product: engulfment and cell motility protein 1
Exons: 6
Coding region: 1-621 (206 amino acids)
Source: RefSeq, a predicted model, not a curated record